AUGGAGGUGGUGGUUUGGCUGAUCGGCGUGGUGCUCCGCGUGCUGAACGUACUGCUGGCUCCGCUAUACUGGCUGAGGGCGCGCGACUCUCGCCGUCUGCCGCCCAUACGCGAUCCACUGCUGAUGCGAAGCGCUACCGACCUCGCCAGGGGAAUCAGAACUGGAGAGUUAACAAGCGAGCAAGUGGUGACUGCAUUCAUCGAGCGCGUGAAAGAAGUUAACCCGUAUCUCAAUGCCGUGGUGGAUGAGAGGUACCGCGAGGCUAUCGAGGAGGCGAGGGCACUGGACCGACAGAUGAAAGAGGCGAGGAGGGCUGGAAAUUUAGAAGAACUUUUGAAAGACAAGCCGCUGUACGGUCUGCCAUUCACGGUCAAGGAAAGCUGUUCAGUUGCUGGGCUGUCGGACUCGGUGGGGUGGUGCGAGGCGGCGGGGCGGCGCGCGGCGCGGGACGGGGGCGCGGUGCUGGGGGUGCGGGCGGGCGGCGCGCGGCCGCUGCUGGCGUCGCGCACGCCCGAGCUGUGCCUGGGCUGGGAGACGGCCACGCUGCGCCACCGCACGCACAACCCCUACCGCACCGCGCGCACGCCCGGCGGCUCCUCCGGCGGAGAGGCAGCACUAGUGGCGAGUGGCGCAUCUCCGCUGAGCGUGGCGUCCGACAUCGCCGGCUCCAUCCGCAUCCCCGCCGCCUUCUGCGGGGUCUUCGGCCACAAGGCCACGCCUGGCAUUAUACCAAUAGACGGUCACGUCCCAACUCUCACCGACGAAAAGUUUUCGAAAUUUCUAUCGGUGGGGCCGAUGUGCCGAUUCGCAGAAGACCUCCCCUUGCUUAUGAACGUCAUGGCCGGUGAAAAGAGGCACUUGCUCAAUUUGGACCAACCAGUCGACAUAUCUCAAAUUAAGGUAUUUUACAUGACAGAGGCGUCCAAGUCUUGGGCCUUCAUCCCCGUAGAGCAGUGCAUUAGGGACGCCAUAUUAAAUUGCGUUCAGUACCUGCACAAGGAAUGUGGUGCGCAACUUAGCGAGAAAAAGUUCAAAGACUUGGAGGACUCCUUUGAGAUGUCGAUAUCAUUAUUCUUUUCCAUGAAAGAUAUUCCUAACUUACUCCAGGACCCUGCUAAUCCAAAACGAGACAAAAGCCUAAUAGUGGAACUUUUAAAACACAUAUUCGGUGGUGCGACGCGGUCUCUGCAAGGAUUGGGCUUCGCGCUCAUAAACAAGACGAAACUUUUCAUACCAGCAUCAAGACGCAAGUUCUACGAACAAAAAGCUGAAAUACUUCGACAAGAGAUCGUUAGUACACUGGGCACCAACGGCGUGCUGCUGUACCCUGCUCACUGCGGGCUGGCGCACGAGCACGGGCGCGUGUACACGCGCGCGUCCGGCGUGCUCUACAGCAUGCCGCUCAACGUGCUCGGCCUGCCCGCCACCGUGGCGCCGCUCGGACUGCACGCCGGCCUGCCCGUCGCCGUGCAGGUUAUUGCGGGUCCUUAUCAAGAUAGACUUUGUUUAGCCGUUGCAAAACAGCUGGAAAUCGGUUUUGGUGGUUGGCGGCCACCGUCAUAA
Molecule: messenger RNA, 1563 nt
Organism: Parnassius mnemosyne (clouded apollo)
Lineage: Eukaryota; Metazoa; Arthropoda; Insecta; Lepidoptera; Papilionidae
Source: the annotation of a GenBank genome assembly